GCGAACGAGGCAGAGCCAAGGCGCCGAGAUGAGGUGGUCCAGAACAUGUCAUGAGCAAAGUUGACAGUCGAAGCGAGGGCGGGAGGCACCACGACCGUCCUUGGGCGGGUCGCAAGCAAGCCGCAUGAGAUCCGCACGGGAAGGACAUGCAUGCACCGCUCUCCCCUCAGCGGGAGUGGCAGUCCAGUCCAGUCCAAUCCAUGGGCUGCCUCGGCCGGUACUGCACCUCGGAGCUGCCACCACCACGGUAGGCCUCCUCCCUCUUCACCUCGGGAUUAUGAAUGCCCGAGCUGCCCUUGCCCUUUGCCAGGCAAUCUCUGUACCUCGAGCUUCACCUCUUCUCCAUCCUUAUACUACUCUGGUCUUCGAUACCACUCUCCAUCCUCCUACAACGCACGCAGCGUACCUUGCUUUCUCGGAUUCAUUUGUGCCAAUACUCGGAAUUCUCAACUCAGGACACAAGGCUUCAACGACGGCCACUUCCACCUCCAACCUAUUAGAAUACUGGGGGUUUCCCGUGCUGCGACAUCAGCACCCGCGUUGCAUUGCCUCCUCUACAGCCGCACCGCACGUUCAUACUGUGCCUUGAAGAGCCCUCACCUGCAUCCGAAUAGUCCCGCAUUGCAGUGCAAGAGCAACAGACAGGGUCAGACGAUUGCAAUCUCCUUCCGCGGAAUCACUUUCAGUCGGGGUGGACUCCGUCUUUCAUCAGGUACAGCCGUUCCUGUACUGGUAAGCCCUGAAGCCCCUCGGUUGCGCUCUAGUCGACCUGAUAUCUCGCGUCGGCAAUCCUCGCAGCAACUCGUCUGUUCGAUCGCUGGGAUAAAGCGUAGACCAGCACAAGACGCGCCGAACGUCUUUGCCCGCACCCCUCCCACUACCAGCUACCACCCGUACACAGCCUUUCCCGACGUAUAACCUCGAUUCUGACGAUGGCCGUAGGACCGGCUUCGGAUAACUAUGAGUGGUCGCAGACCGGCAAUGGUGAGUUGCGAUCGUCAUGGAACAAAGCGUCGCGCGAGGUGUUCCUCU
This is a messenger RNA of Microstroma glucosiphilum, 1032 nucleotides long. RefSeq lists its product as hypothetical. The coding region runs from base 151 to 918 and encodes 255 amino acids. The transcript has a single exon. The record is from RefSeq and is a predicted model, not a curated record. NCBI's taxonomy places the organism in Eukaryota, Fungi, Basidiomycota, Exobasidiomycetes, Microstromatales, Microstromataceae.